Oppia nitens is the source of this 1544-nucleotide messenger RNA. RefSeq names its product crustapain-like. The transcript is spliced from 11 exons. Gene Ontology annotation, cellular component: lysosome. Bases 97 to 1452 code for a protein of 451 amino acids. Gene Ontology annotation, molecular function: cysteine-type endopeptidase activity. The record is from RefSeq and is a predicted model, not a curated record. Lineage: Eukaryota; Metazoa; Arthropoda; Arachnida; Sarcoptiformes; Oppiidae.
AUUUAAUUUAGUAAUAAUGUAGUUGUAGUAAAAUAAAAUGAAGUUUGUUUUUAAUUAAAUGAAUACUAUAUUUGAUUAACUAAUUGUGUAAAAGAAAUGAAGUCUUCAAUUGUGUUACUGAUAUUGGUAUCCAUUUUAUAUCUUACGAAAGUAUGUCAAAGUGAUGACGACGAGGGAUUGGCAGCUACUGCUCCAACAAAUGCCGAAGACACUACCACUGCUAAACCCACCAGUGAAGCGAUCACUGCGGAAGACACUACAUCUGAAACUACUGCUAAGCCGCCGGUAACCACUGCCGAAGCGGCAACAGAAGCAACAACACUGGAUCCGACAAAAAAGUUAUCUUUUAAAGAUAAAUACAAAAAGUUUAAAAAUAAAGCAAAAAUUUAUAUCCACGACACGACAAAGAAACUCAAGGAUAUUCUUCACUUUGAUUUAACUAAACUCGAUAUCAGAAACUUGACUCAAUUCAUACCAUUUUAUGAAGAAUAUAAAAAUAUCUUUAACAAAAAAUAUGCGAACGAACAGGAAAAAGAAGAAAGAAGUAGUUUAUUCAAGAGAACCAUUGAAAGGAUUAGACAACACAAUGCAAACAUGAAAUCUAAAUAUAUUAAGGGUUUGAAUGAACUGUCAGAUAUGAGUUUCGCUGAAAUUUUGAAACUAAAAUUAGGUUUCAAACAAGACGGCGGAGAUGUUAUGGUCAAAGCUUCAGCGCCGGUACCGUCUGUCGCUGAUCUACCAAAAGAAUGGGAUUGGAGAAAGUAUGGUAUAUUAACAACACCAAGAAAUCAAGAUAAGUGUGGUUCGUGUUGGAGCUUUGCGGCGGCCGCUGUCCUCGAGAGUCAUAACAUGAAGCGUCAGAUUGCUGAGGGAAAGUUUGAUCCAAUGAAGCCAUUGACAGUCAGUGAACAGAAUCUGAUUGAUUGUUCCGCUGAUUUCGGAACUAAUGGUUGCGAAGGAGGUAUGCCUCAACAGGGCUUUAAAUAUGUGGCCGCAAAUCAAGGAAUUAAUAGCAUCACUGAAUAUCCGUACACCGGAAUAAAAACCAAGUGUACGUAUAAUCCAAAAAAGAAAGUCGACGUCGAAGUAAAAGAAGGAAAACGUUUGAAGUCGGGUCAGGACAACGAUUUGGUCACUGCUAUCUACAACUACGGACCCGUCACUAUUGCCUUACAUCUGACCAAAGAUAUGGCUUCUUAUAAAUCCGGUAUUUUUGAUGAUCCAAAAUGUAACCCCAAAAAAGUUAAUCACGCGGUCGUUGCUGUCGGUUAUACUCCAGAUUAUUUCAUCCUCAGAAACAGUUGGGGACCAAAAUGGGGAGAUGAGGGUUACAUAAAAGUGGCCCGGUCUAAAUUAAAUAACUGUGGUAUUUCUCAGCAAUGCUAUUAUCCAGUUUUAACAAAUGCUGUCGAAACCCAACACAUGAGAGACAAACUACAAGAAAAACCAUAACUAUAGCAAAAAAAAUGUAAUUUAAAUUUAUUUCUAAAUUGAAUUCUUAAGUUAUUUUUCAUUUAAAAAUUAUUUUUAAAGUCAUAACAAUA